AGAAAAAAAAAAAAUGUCACAAAUGUUAGCGGAAUACUAAAAACGAAAAUUUCCUUCUAAAUUUUUUUUUUAACAUACCCCAUAUACAUUAAUCCUGCUAAGAGGAGGAAGCCAGUUAGGAGAAGGCCAGUGCGCACGGCAAUUAUGUUUGCCGGCCAUCUAAAAAAUUAUAACAACUCAAAUGAGUUUUUUGGCCAGCAAAGCAACGAAUUCCUUAAAGCAACAUCCAUAAAGCGCAAGCAAGAGCAAAAGUUAGAGGAAAAUUCCUUCAUCAUUAGCCCGGAUGUGAAUAAUAGAUCAUUGGUGUUGGGGAAUAUGCGAAUAGCAAAAGGAAAUGAUACUGAAAGUCGUGCUUCGCCUUCGUUAGCGCAGGAAAUGAAUUUGGCCAGAAGGGCUUGCUGGUGCAACAAUAGGUCGCUGCUGCCAGUAUCCAUUAAUGAAAUGGAUGAACAAAAAUGCUGUGAAAAUAAAUGCUUUAAGAAUAAUUAUGAAGAUAAUGUUGUUACAAAUGCAAUAGCAAAAACAACAACAACAACAAAAACAAAAACAACAAAGAUUUUGAAUGGUGCUGAAAACUUUAGUAAAAUUUUAUUUAAUAAACAUACAAACGAUAACGUCGUUAGUAAUGAUAAGAAGGAUGAUGGCAAUGAACGGGCAAUUGAGAAUGUUAGUAUAUUAGUAAAUAAUUAUAAUUAUAAUUAUAAUAAUAAUGAUAAUUAUUAUGAUGGUGAUGAUGAUGAUGAUGAUGAUGAUGAUGAAACAAUCACAAAUAAUUUAAGUGAAAUGGAAAAUGUAAAUUUAGUAAAACGUAAACGGAUAACAACAAAAAAUGUUAAAGAACUAUGCUGCUCUGCCGUACCAAAAAGCACUCUAACAUCUUCCUCUCCUAUUAGUACUAUUACUACUACUACUACUAUUACUACUGCUGCUACUGCUACUAUUACUACUACUACUAUUACCAAUACUGCUGCUACUACUAUUACUGCAAUUAAUGCUAUCACAUCUACGUCCAAUGUAAAUAAAAAUUUAAAACAAUCCAGCUGUUCAACGAGAUAUUUUAAUGAUUGCGAUAUCGUGGCAAGUAUGCGUGUUCAAUUUGGAAAAUUUUGGCUGGCAUUUGUUGAAUAUUGUGAUAGAAACACCAUUAAGCCUAAUGAUCCACGUUUCUUUAAGCAAAACAAUAGUAAUCAUCCGAAUCAAAAACAAGCUGAAAAAUUCCGUUUACUUACCAAUAAGAAAGUGAUAUUUUUGUUUAUAGUUUGUCUAUUCUUCUCGUGCAUUAACCGUAUAGAAGGCCGUCCGGAAAGCAGUGAUAGCAUACCGGGAGUUACAGAUGCAACAAAAGCGAUAAAUUUGGCACAAUCACUAGUACCCAACGCAAUUCUUUCUUCAGCAAAUCCUGGGGAAGAGAUGUCUGCGAUGCCGCAGCAAUAUGUAGUGGCUGAUCCAGGUUCUAUCCAUACAGGAGUGGAGGUUUUGCAAUCUGACGAACAUAAACAUGCACCUGAACGUUAUCCUCUUUCACAGGUGGAUUUUGAAAGAGUAAAAACACCGUUUAUUAUAGGUGUUUGGAUACUGUCAGCGAGUAUAGCUAAAAUUGGUUUCCAUAUGACACCCAAAUUGCAUUUGAUCUUUCCUGAAUCCUGUCUUCUCAUCGUGGUAGGUGUGGUUAUCGGUGUUGUACUGUUCUUUGGUACCAAUGUAGGUGUUUCUCCCCUAACGCCCAAUACAUUCUUCUUCUAUAUGCUACCACCGAUUAUAUUAGACGCUGGGUAUUUUAUGCCGAAUCGUUUAUUCUUCGAUAAUUUGGGUACUAUUCUGUUAAUGGCUGUGGUCGGUACCAUAUUUAAUAUAGCGACGAUUGGCGGGUCACUUUGGGCUUGUGGCCAGACUGGUAUAUUCGGUUCACCAGAAGAUGCGCCUAAAUUUUUAGAUAUUUUCUUGUUUGCCUCCUUAAUAUCGGCUGUUGAUCCAGUAGCUGUGCUUGCAGUGUUCGAGGAAAUUCAUGUCAAUGAAAUUUUAUAUAUUGUCGUCUUUGGCGAAUCUCUACUUAACGAUGCUGUUACGGUCGUCAUGUAUCAUAUGAUGGAAGUCUACAACGAAAUGGGUCUAAACAAUAUUAUUGUGCAAGAUGUUAUUAGCGGUGUAGGUUCGUUUUUCGUAGUUGCUUUGGGUGGUACCGUUAUUGGUAUCAUUUGGGGAUUCUUAACUGGUCUGGUUACACGUUUUACUGAUCAUGUGCGCGUUAUAGAGCCCAUUUUUAUAUUUGUUAUGGCCUAUUUGGCUUAUCUGAAUGCUGAAAUAUUCCAUAUGAGCGGUAUAAUGGCGAUUACGUUUUGUGGCAUUACUAUGAAGAAUUAUGUGGAGUCGAAUAUUUCACAAAAAUCUCAUACAACAGUCAAAUAUGCUUUAAAAAUGUUGUCAAGUUCCUCGGAGACUAUAAUAUUCAUGUUUUUGGGAGUGGCUACCGUCGAUAAGGGUCAUGACUGGAAUACAUGGUUUGUAGUGUUAACCAUAGUAUUUUGUUCCGUAUAUCGUGUCAUAGGUGUCAUUAUCUUGUCAGCUUUGGCAAAUCGUUUUCGUUUACAUAAACUUUCACGGGUUGAUCAAUUCGUUAUGUCUUACGGUGGUUUGCGUGGCGCCGUCGCCUUUGCUCUUGUCCUAUUAAUCGAUGAGGGUUUAGUGCCUCAGAAAAAUAUGUUUGUUACUACUACCAUAGCUGUGAUAUAUUUUACGGUAUUUGUUCAAGGUAUUACUAUAAAGCCGCUGGUGAAAAUUUUAAAUGUUAAACGGGCUAGUAAACGUAAACCCACCAUGAAUGAACGCAUCCACGAGAGAUUUAUGGAUCAUCUAAUGGCUGGAAUUGAAGAUAUUGUCGGAAAGACAGGCAAUUAUAAUGUACGCGAUAAAUUUAAACGUUUCGACAAUCGUUUCAUACGUCCUCUCUUAAUAAGAGAUCUUAAGGGCGCGGAGCCGAAAAUUAUUGAAACUUAUUCCAAAUUGACAAUGCGUGAUGCCAUCGAAGUUAUGCGACGUAAUCCCUCAACAAUCGGUCAGAUCACUGGCACCGAAUCGAUGAGUGCUUUAUUCCGAAAUUAUACCAAUAAUUGCAUUGGUGGCAGGUGGGCACCACCGACAAUAUACACAACCUGCCCCAGUCUUACAAAUUUGGACAACACUUGUUCGCGUAAUUUGGAUAUGCAUGAAUUGGAUUAUAAUCCCUCGAAAAAAGAUUUAACAGAUGCGAAAAUCCAUCAUUUAUUGGCCGAAGAACUUAAACCAUACAGAAGGGCCUCUAUACAAAUGCAUCGUCGUCUUAGCUAUAGUCGUCAUGCAGUCGACGAUCGUGACUUGUCAACACAGGUUAAUUACAAAAUGCAGAUGCAUUUUCGACGUAUGUUUAACGAUCGUAAACAUCAUAAACGCAGUAAACGUGGUGUUAAUAAGAAUCCGGAUGGCGUUAAACAAAAUCAUGUAUCAUUCCAUGAUUUUCAACAGAAUGGAACAACGAAACAAUUCUCGCAUGAAUAUUACAUUAAUGAAGUACUUCAUGAAUCGGCAGAGGAAAAUCCUACGAAUAAAUUAACCGAAGUAACUGUGGUUGGACCCAACGAUGACUGGGAUGAUGGCUUGACAUUUACCGCUAAAUCAUCACCGGAUUCUGAUCGUGCCAAUAAUAAUUCAUUAAUUGCUCACAUACAAAAUUUGCCCGGGUUUGAUACUUCCAAAGCACGGAUUGUUCAACAUUACGCCACCGCCACGAACACGAAUGCGAACACCAACAACACUGUAUCAUUUCAAGUGAGUCCUGCUGAUGAGAGUCCGGAGAAAUUAAUUUCACCAGAUCCAUCUAUUGGUCCAACAGCGGCCGAACUGAUAUUACCCUGGCGCAGAGAUCGUUCCUAUCAGAGCAUUGCUGAGAAUGCCAUACCGGAAGAAGAUCGUCAAUUUUCACGUGAUUCGGAUGGUGAACAUCGCGUGGCUACACCCACCGCCACUGAAUCUCAACUUCCUUGGAAGCGUCAAGGCGACGAGAUAUCAGAUGCCGUUCAGCAAAAUGAAUUUCCCGCGUGGGCUUCAAAUAAAGAGUAUCUGGCCUAUAAUUCACCAAGUGCCACCUUUUUGGGUGGUAUAAACAAACCUAAACAGCACAAGUCCGUCAUAGGUCUGUUCCGACGGGAAAGUUCCGGCUCACGUGGUACGACUAGCAUUGGCGGCGAUAAUGCUGAUGGCGGUUCAGCGCCAGGCUCGGAUCCCGCCUUGGCGGCCAUUUUAAGUAACAUGGUUGCGCCUUCAUCGUCUAUGCAAUCGUCGCGUUUGGACAAACGUUCGGCAUCUAUAUCGGCUGCUUCUAAUUUAGGCGAUGGGCACGCUGGACCAUUCCCGGUUACAGCUAGUCAUCGGCGCAAUACUAGACGUGGUUCCAUGCUAGAGUUAAGCGGCCUUGUGGUAACAGGACGCAGACCUAGUAGACUCUUUAGUCCUUUACAGUUAGAAAAGUUUAGUAAAAUUACUAACAAUGAACUCCUCCAUGCUACUAAUAAUAAUAAUAAUGGUAAUUCUACCACAACAUCAACUACUUCUGCUACUGCUCCCACUUCACCUGUCUCUACCGCAACAGCAUAUGCAACAGACACUAGGCGUUCUUCUAAUGUCACAUGCAGUACUGUUGAGGAAAAUGUCGAUCAGGAAAAUGUAGAAAUUGCACAUUUGUGAAAAUUUCUGAAAGCAAUAACUAAAAGAAUGUACUUUUACCUACAACAAUUACAACAACAGCAACAAAAUCGCAACAAUAUAGUAACAUAUUUUUUAUAAAGCAUAUAUUAUAUACCGGUAUUAGACAGUGCGUGAGUUUAGUGAUAUUUACACAUAUAUAUCACUACAUAAUAGAAAGAAGAAUUAGCUCUAAACAACCGAAGAGAUACAAACAUAUUUUUCGAAAGUUUUUAAUCAUUAACAUAAAAGUAAAAGUGUAAAGUAAUUAUUUUUUUUUUUUUU
Molecule: messenger RNA, 4998 nt
Organism: Glossina fuscipes
Lineage: Eukaryota; Metazoa; Arthropoda; Insecta; Diptera; Glossinidae
Gene: Nhe2
Product: sodium/hydrogen exchanger 3
Exons: 20
Coding region: 145-4716 (1523 amino acids)
Biological process (GO): regulation of pH; proton transmembrane transport; sodium ion transport
Cellular component (GO): membrane
Molecular function (GO): sodium:proton antiporter activity
Source: RefSeq, a predicted model, not a curated record